AAAAAAAAAUAGCCGCUCGCCAAGGCUUAAGGGCCAAUCACAGUUUCUUCACUAGAAAGGUGACAGACGGGAAUCUCUCCAUAAUUUAGGACCUACAGGAUACACGGCCCCUAAAACGAAAGUCUCUUCCGUUGCAUCUCGGGAAUUGUGCCCCGCCGCGAUGCACGAAGGGACUCGUAGUUCUUUCUUACUCCCGACUCCAAAGCCACCUUGGCCUCGUCUUUCCCAGCAAGCUCCGCGCUAGCGUUAGCUGUUGAUUGGCUGCUGCAGGAGCGGGCGGUCUUGCUGGCAGCGGUUACCCGGUUUCCGGUGCUCGGCCAGUGCCAGGGGGGACGCCGUCGGACGUCCAUGGUGAGAUCACAAUGAAGAACCAAGACAAAAAGAAUGGGCCUGCCAAACACUCCACCCCGAAGAGCAGCCCUGGGCAACGGGAAGCAGGAGCAGAGGGAGCCCAGGGACGGCCCAGACAGACAGCUCCUGCGGCGGAAGCUGAAGGUUCCACUAGCCAGACUCCUGGGAAGCCCGAGGGGGCUCAAGCUAAAGCAGCUAAGUCUGGGCCUGUCUGUGAUGUCUCUGAGGAGCUAAGCCGGCAGUUGGAAGACAUUCUGAGUACAUACUGUGUGGACAACAGUCAGGGAGGCCCCGGUGAGGAGGGUGCACAGGGUGAGCCCACUGAGCCAGAAGAUGCAGAGAAGUCCCGAACCUACGCAGCAAGGAAUGGGGAGCCCGAACCAGGGAUUCCAGUAGUCAAUGGCGAGAAGGAGACCUCCAAGGGGGAGCCAGGCACAGAAGAGAGCCGAGCAAGUGAUGAGAUUGGGGACCGAGACCACAGAAGACCACAAGAAAAGAAGAAAGCCAAGGGUCUGGGGAAGGAGAUCACGUUGCUGAUGCAGACACUGAACACGCUCAGUACUCCAGAGGAGAAGCUGGCUGCGCUGUGCAAGAAGUAUGCGGAACUGCUGGAAGAGCACCGAAACUCACAGAAGCAGAUGAAGCUCCUGCAGAAGAAGCAGAGCCAGCUCGUCCAAGAGAAGGACCAUCUCCGUGGUGAGCAUAGCAAGGCUGUCCUUGCCCGAAGCAAGCUUGAGAGCCUGUGCCGAGAGCUGCAGCGACACAACCGCUCCCUCAAGGAAGAAGGUGUGCAGCGAGCCCGUGAGGAGGAGGAGAAACGCAAAGAGGUGACUUCACACUUCCAGGUGACACUGAACGACAUUCAGCUGCAGAUGGAACAGCACAAUGAGCGAAACUCCAAGCUGCGCCAAGAGAAUAUGGAACUGGCGGAGAGGCUCAAGAAGCUGAUUGAGCAAUAUGAACUUCGUGAAGAGCACAUCGACAAAGUCUUCAAACACAAGGACCUGCAGCAGCAGCUGGUGGAUGCCAAGCUCCAACAGGCCCAGGAGAUGCUGAAGGAGGCAGAGGACCGGCACCAGCGGGAGAAGGAGUUUCUCCUGAAAGAAGCAGUGGAGUCCCAGAGGAUGUGCGAGCUGAUGAAGCAGCAGGAGACCCACUUGAAGCAGCAGCUCGCGCUGUACACAGAGAAGUUUGAAGAGUUCCAGAAUACACUUUCCAAGAGCAGCGAAGUGUUCACCACCUUCAAACAGGAAAUGGAAAAGAUGACAAAGAAGAUCAAGAAGCUGGAGAAAGAAACCACCAUGUAUCGAUCCCGGUGGGAGAGCAGCAAUAAGGCCCUGCUUGAGAUGGCUGAAGAGAAAACUCUCCGGGACAAAGAGCUAGAAGGUCUGCAGGUGAAAAUCCAACGACUGGAGAAGCUGUGCCGAGCACUGCAGACAGAACGCAAUGACCUGAACAAGAGGGUACAGGACCUGACUGCUGGUGCCCAGAGCUCCCUCACUGACAUUGGCACUGAGCAAAGGCCGGAGGCUGCCACUACCUCUAAGGAACAGGGUGUUGAGAGUUCUGGGGCUCAACCAUCCAGCUCCCCAAGGGCCACAGAAGUUCCUGGCUGCCCUGGAGCACCAAGCACAGAAAUAGGCCAGACAGGGCCCCGGCAGCCCACCUCUGCCACCGCCUAGAGCUCAUGGUGCUUGGGCGUGCUGGGAAGGGAGCAGCAGCCCGGUCAGGCCUGGUCCAUACAAGGCUCCCACACUGAGCGGCUCAGUGCUGAAGCCAAGGUGUUCUGACCUGGAGGGCAUUGGACACUUGGCAAUUUUUAAAUUGUGAGUUAGUCUUACUUAUGUGGAUGAGGCAGGUGUGCGAGACCUCACGCGGUUCCAUAGUUAACACCUCUAGGUGUACAGUGGGCUUUCAUCACGGGUGGGGUUUGCAGAUGAAGCUGGUGGCUCUACACUGAAGAGUCUUAGAGAUUUCAUCUGAAGCUGCCAUCCCUGUAAGCCAGCAGGUCCAGCGACUUGAACAUUUUCCUGCCUGAUUUUGAGGCUCAGACCCUUCAGCCCUUUGCAGAGCUCAUGACGAGUGGAAAUACCCAGGCCUGGACUCUUCUCUUUUGUAAGCAGAACUUGGGCAGUUUGGGCUCUUGUCACUCCCCUAGAGAUUCUGUUGCUUCUCUUGACCUGGGAAUGGUGUUCCUGGGCAGAGCCUUUGUAGGAAACAACUGGUCCUUGAGCUUCCUCCUGCCUAAGACAAGAAAACUGGUGGGGUGGGCAUGACUGUGUGGGAAGGAGCCCCUUCAGGCUACCAGUUCCCUGCCCUCUGGUAGUGCCACGUCCAGGCCAAUGUUGCGUCUCAGUUCUCAGUAGCCUUAUCAUUCACAGGUGCCUCUAGCCUGCACAAAAGAUUGAUAUAAGGUCACCCAAAGGAUUCUUUUUGGAGGUUUUAUUGUAGUUUUGUUUUGCAUAAGAGUUUGUAUUAAAGAUCUUCAAAGGGUAAGGGAUACACUAGCAAUGGUCCCAGGUGCCUGGCCUCCAGUGCCCCAUUCGGAGCAAACCUAUCAGGGUCCUUUGCCAUGUUAGUGUUGAGGUGUCCUGUUGGGAAGUUAAGGUCAUUAAGAGAAAGGAUGAUGGCCUUGCCACAAACUUGCCUAUGGCUUUCAGCCUGGGAGGCUACCACUAAUUCAUCACCAUCUCCAUGCUGCCAUUGCUGGACCCCAGAUCCAGAUGGUCCUUGGCUUAUGGGCUUUUUUUUUUUCUCCUGCCCCCUCACCCCAGCUCAGAUGAGUGAUUUUUGAGGACAGUGUGAUGCCAUUCCUAGCACCUCUUGGCCAAAAAGUGAGUCCUUGGGAUUUCACCUGUUGCUGCCAGAUCUUCAGGUGACUAGCAGGUCAAGAGUUACUUCUAACAGCAGACUGAUCCCAGGAACCAAACUAGCUGCAGGGAGUUGUGUUUGCCUUCCCUCCUAAUGCCGCUCACGCCUGUGUUCAAGUGGCGGCUCUGCUGAGGUUCUUGUUGCACACCUGCCAGUGUGUUAGCCAAGUUACACGGCAGUUCCCUGGAUCAACAGUGCUUGGAAGCUAACAGCUUCUGUGAGCUAAGUGAGCCAUAGGCCAAGAAUGGAUGAGUUUUGCUUCUUGUUGUAUUUCAACUAUUGCAUUAUCCUGUCAGUUGCUUCAUCUUUCAUGACUAGCAGCCGCUCAGCCCACAUGUACACAUUUAGAAUUGAGUUGGGUGUCUGUAAUCCCAGAGCUCGACAAGAGGCUCAACUUCAGACCAGUCUGGGCUAAGAAGCAGGGCUCCUCGUCAGAAACCAAAAGUACCUAGAACAUUACUGCUUAUAAUCGUGUGUUAAAGACCAGAAAUUGCAAAUCGGUGCCCCUUUCCCCACGCCAGACACUACCACUUCAAGACUCACCACCCUGGCACAUUGUUCACGCAGGGUGCCCAGCAGCUGUGGGGUGUGGAGGCUGUGCCAUCUCCAGCUGGGGUCUGAUGGUGGUGAGAUUUUCCCAAGGAUUUUUCCCCUUGGAAAUGAGUAUUCUCCCUGCUCCUGUAAGGCCUCACAGCUCUUGUGUCAGGCCGAGAUCUGAGCUGUUGGUCCAUGGGGCUUGCCCGGCCUCCUUCCUGUGGCCCAUAGAAUUGGCCUGCCUCACUUCAGCUACCUCUUACAGCCCAUGCAGGGGUUCCAGCGGUCGGGUCUCAGCGUGGUAGGCUAAGAGGCCAUAAUGUAUCUGUAGAACCUUGGCUGUUGGCUCCAUUUCUAGGCACCCAGGACAAUAUCUAGAUGGUGAUCACUUCUUCCCUCCCCUCCGCUGACCAAACCUUAACAGUCACUACAGCUGCUCUGCUUUCCAAAGUCAGCCCAGGAGUCUGGGCCAGCUGCAGGGAGGUGGCCUGUCUGUGAGUGAGGCCAGUACCUCCUCACAUGGGUGAGUCCCGUGCACGUGACCUCAUUUUAGGACCAAGAUCUGUGUUGGUUUAUAAGAUUGUUAGCUUUUUUCUAGAGGACCACAGCGGGUAAGAUUUAGAGCCCAGGGCCCUUGGCUAUGCCAAUAUUUAGGUCCUUGUCCAGCUGAAAUCUUCAUGUAUACUAUGUCAGAAGCACUUUUUUUUUUUUUUAAAUCUUUGUUUUCCAUUUGGUUUUUGGACCAUGGGCAGAGCUCAGGCACUUUGUGUGAGAAUGUUGUUUCUGUAAAGAUGGUUAUUUAACUCUCCCUGGUCCCCACCUUGUUAGCUCUACUGAGGGCUGACCAGAGGCCAGUGGAGCUGCCUGGGUGUCUGCAGGGAGGCUGAGGCCUGCUGAGUGCUGGCCCAGCCCUCCUGCCUUAGUAGCAUGGGUGGGUCACCAGGCACCUGGUUGCCCCUCUUGACCAGCUUGGGAUAAGAGGGCCACCUCUGUCCCCAUAAUUGCUUUCCUCUGCUACCCACACUUGUUUGAGUUUGUGCUGACAGGUUUUUCUUUUUCUCGUAGAUUUUUUUUUCCUUCCAAGUCUACUUUUCGUAUUCACAACAGCCAGGGACUUGAUAUCGAUGUAUUUUACACCACAUUAAAUAGUCUGUUGCCUUA
Messenger RNA from Microtus ochrogaster (prairie vole), 4917 nucleotides. It is a transcript of the gene Txlna, whose product is annotated as taxilin alpha. NCBI's taxonomy places the organism in Eukaryota, Metazoa, Chordata, Mammalia, Rodentia, Cricetidae. The record is from RefSeq and is a predicted model, not a curated record. Gene Ontology annotation, molecular function: syntaxin binding.